AUGUCCUUUCUCCUCCCCGGUCUCCGCCGCGGCCUCAUGCUCAGCACACCCUUCAUCCUCUCGACACCCCUCCUCGCACACCAAUUGCGAAACACCCACCGCAUACGCUGUGAUGCCGGCGAUCCGUUUUCGAGAAUAAAGUCCGAUUUGACGGGCGGGUACACGUCCGAGGCCCAAACGCCCAUCAUCACGCAGUCGGGGGCCGUGAAUCCGAGGGCGAUUCGGCAGGUCAGCAUGGGCAGUAUAUUGGGGGUGUUGGGAGGCUUGGGGAUAAGUGUCUUUAGUAAGCCGUUGGCGAUAUUGAUUGGAUUGGGAAUAUUUGUGUUGCAGGGAGGAGAUGUUCAUAUCGUUCGGGCAUCUGUUGAAUCGCCCGUCUAUGCUGAGCACACGGUGCGCCGUACAUGCUGGAGAACUGAAAGCUAA
Molecule: messenger RNA, 423 nt
Organism: Plenodomus lingam JN3
Lineage: Eukaryota; Fungi; Ascomycota; Dothideomycetes; Pleosporales; Leptosphaeriaceae
Source: RefSeq, a predicted model, not a curated record